GCAUAACAGAGAGCGACCGUGAAAGAAGAUCGAAAGCUGAAGCGAAAGACAAGCUUCAGGAAGCUUGUAAAACAACUUUCUGGUGAACUAUGGACAGAACACAGAUGUUGAAAACCGUGGAAAGCUUGAGAGAUCAGCUGAGAAUUUCGCGGUUGCCGGUUUCUAUAUGCAGCAACGAGCUAAAGGAGUAUUGCACACAAAAUGGCACAAAAGAUCCCCUUAUUCAUCCACCAGAAAGACGGGAAAAUCCAUUCGCGGAGAAACAGAAAUGUACCAUACUCUGACGAACCAAAAAAAAAAAGACGAGCAAAUCGCCAGAAGAGAGGAUAGACGUUUUCUGUCUCAAAUUAACGAAUUUUUAGCCAACUAUUGCAUUGUUGUUAUUGAGAAGUUUUUAAUUAAGCUGAGGGUGGACAGUCGGUAACGCUGGUUAUGCAUUAAUGAUGAUCUGAGAGAGAGAUCUUUUAUGUGACGACCCCGAUUCUCAAUGACGAGUCAUUGAUGUCCCUGCAUCCAUCCUUGACAUAAUUGAAUAUAAGAUACAUAUGCUUGUUUUACUGCCCUCAGCUUUUGUUUGUUUUAUAUACCUUCAUUGAAUUACGGCUGAAUUUGAAAUUGUUUCCAUCCUUCAUGUAAACGGUGGACAUCUCGUCGAUUUUGAGGAAAAAAGUGGUCGAUGUUGUUCAAUAUUGAAAGGAAAAAGAUCUAGUACCUCUGAAAACUUACCACGAAUAUUACUUGGAGUAUGAUUUAGAGUAAUUCUUAUUCUGAAAAAAAAAAUCAUUGUGAUGAACAUUUCACUAAAUUCAACAUCUUCAGGUUUACAUUUCAAUUUCAUAACUAUUUCAGCUCGAAGUUGGGAAUAAUUUUACGAAUAAAUUCAGUUCACUGAAUCA
Molecule: messenger RNA, 896 nt
Organism: Stylophora pistillata
Lineage: Eukaryota; Metazoa; Cnidaria; Anthozoa; Scleractinia; Pocilloporidae
Product: guanine nucleotide-binding protein subunit gamma-e
Biological process (GO): G protein-coupled receptor signaling pathway
Cellular component (GO): heterotrimeric G-protein complex
Molecular function (GO): G-protein beta-subunit binding
Source: RefSeq, a predicted model, not a curated record